AUGACGGGCCUCAAAGAACGCCCCGUCUCUACCCUUUCUGCCGGAUUCUGUUGGAUCCUUGUCUUCUUGCAUAUUCUCUCGUGUGCAGAUGGCUCUCCUUCCUUUCCCCCUUUAGACCGGCAAGCUGAAACGGCUCUGCUGACGCGCGUUGAGGCGAAACAUGAAGCCUUUCCUACUUAUGUAUAUGGGAGGUCAAGGUCCGGCUCUCCCGUCAUUUACAAACCCAAACUCUCCGGCAUACGCGAUUUCCGGAACUUUUUUGUGCUGCAAACCGACUCCUACAUGAUUGAUUUGCUGCUGCAGGCAACCAACGAGGCUUCGUUUACUUUAGUCCUAGACUUUGCAGCGAUUUCUAAGCGACUGCGAGCGCCGACACUGGAGAUGUGGGACUCUUUAAGAACAGUAGUUGAUCCUCUUCCUCCUUCUGCGAAGGUUUCGAUUGAGCACAUGGUCACGCGGGUGUUUCAGAAUUGCGAGGCAGUGGUGGUGGUGAACGCAACUGCACUAGUGAAGCUGCUAAGGCCUGUCAUUUCUCUCAUGGUGCCUGUUAGCAGUGAAAAGUUGUUUGUUUCUACUGACUUGUCUGCUCUAUUCAAAGUCGUUCCCCCCAACCAGGUGCCCAGGCCGUACAGCCCAUCUUCGGCAGAUACUGUCAGCGUUAACCCACAGACGACACACUUAUAUGAACUGCUCAACAGCAGAGCACAAGAGCUGCUGGGCAGGCCCCUUGCAAUUGAUCUUGCGGGGGAGUCGUCGGGCUUGAAGAAGGAGAUCACGACAGAAAUCUCCGUAGUGUCGGCAUCAGCACCCUCGCCAGCAGCGCCCCCAGCAGCGAAAGCAGCAAAGACAGCUGCAGCAGGGGCAGAAGCAAAGGCAGCAGAGGCAGAAGCAGCAGCAGAGCUAGAAACAGAAACAACAGGAACAGACAGAGAGGAUGCGGAUGGGGAUGAUAUGUUUGAUGACAUUGAUUAA
This is a messenger RNA of Eimeria acervulina, 972 nucleotides long. RefSeq lists its product as hypothetical. The transcript has 3 exons. The coding region runs from base 1 to 972 and encodes 323 amino acids. The record is from RefSeq and is a predicted model, not a curated record. Lineage: Eukaryota; Apicomplexa; Conoidasida; Eucoccidiorida; Eimeriidae.